Molecule: messenger RNA, 396 nt
Organism: Peronospora belbahrii
Lineage: Eukaryota; Oomycota; Peronosporomycetes; Peronosporales; Peronosporaceae
Source: the annotation of a GenBank genome assembly
AUGUAUGCUGUACACGUGACACUUGUUAAAGCUGUAGAUCUUCCAUCGGCUGAUUUGAAUGGGAAAAGUGAUCCCUACGUUAUCUUUAAAGUUGCAACUGUAACCCGUCAAAGCUCCAUCAUUCCUGCAACUUUGAAUCCGGAAUGGAAACCUGAAGAAACCUUUUAUUUCAUUGCUAAUGAUCUAAAUACCGAUGUAUUAGAUGUUCAAGUAUUUGAUCAUGAUCGGUUUUCAAAAGAUGAUAAAAUCGGAUUCUGUACCGUACCAUUGAGCAAGUUUAGCGAUCAAAUCGAGUCGGAAGUUCUCAUGUUUAAGCUCGAGAUUCCCAUUGAAUUUGCCAAACAAAACCGUAAAAGUGCAAUUAUGCUCGAGGUGAGAGUUGAAAAAGAAGAUUAA